AAUAAAACUUGUAUUAUCCAGCCUUCCUGUUGCUUCAGAAGAUGCUUGUUUUGUAAUGUAGCAGUUUUUCACAUCAUAAACUAUUUGGUGGGCGAAUCCUCCGCCAGUAUCUGCUGCAAGAGUGAGACUGAAAUCAGUUCCAGCUGUUUAAAGCCAUCUUGGCGUCUUCUGUUGUUUUUCCAGACCAACAUCCCGUUCCUCCAGAAUGUCCUGUCCAACAACCAGUUCCUGCACUCCACCGUGGACACCCAGUUCAUCGACGAGAACCCAGAACUGUUCAACCUCAAACCCACUCAGAACCGAGCCCAGAAGCUGCUGCACUACCUCGGUCAUGUGAUGGUUAAUGGACCGACCACACCUAUUCCAGUCAAGGCGAAGCCCUCCUCCACCGACCCGGUCGUCCCGGCCGUCACCAUGGGCGACCCGCCUGUGGGUUUCCGCGACGUCCUGCUGCGCGACGGCCCCGAGGGAUUCGCCAAGGCGGUGCGGGCUCACCAGGGUCUGCUGCUAAUGGACACCACGUUCAGGGACGCCCACCAGUCGCUCCUGGCGACGAGGGUUCGCACUCACGACCUCAAGAAGAUCUCCCCGUUCGUCAGCCACAACUUCAGCAACCUGUUCAGCCUGGAGAACUGGGGAGGAGCAACCUUUGACGUGGCCAUGCGAUUCUUGUCCGAAUGUCCGUGGAAGAGGCUCCAGGAGCUGAGAGCUUUGAUCCCAAACGUCCCGUUCCAGAUGCUGCUGAGGGGGGCCAACGCUGUGGGCUACACCAACUACCCCGACAACGCCGUCUACAAGUUCUGUGAGGUCGCCAAGGAGAACGGCAUGGACAUCUUCCGCGUCUUCGACUCCCUCAACUACCUGCCCAACAUGCUGCUGGGCAUGGAGGCGGCCGGGUCGGCCGGCGGCGUGGUGGAGGCCGCCAUCUCCUACACGGGCGACGUCUCCGACCCGAUGAGGCAGAAAUACUCCCUGGACUACUACGUGAAGCUGGCCGACGAGCUGGUCAAAGCCGGGACUCACAUCCUCUCCAUCAAGGAUAUGGCCGGCCUGCUGAAGCCAGAGGGCAGCAAGCUUCUGAUAGGCGCGUUGAGGGAUCGCUUCCCAGACGUUCCCAUUCACGUGCACACGCACGACACAGCUGGAGCCGGCGUGGCGGCCAUGUUGGCCUGUGCAGAAGCAGGAGCUGACGUCGUCGACGUGGCGGUCGACUCCAUGGCUGGGAUGACGUCUCAGCCGAGCAUGGGUGCCAUCGUCGCCUGCACCAAAGGGACCAAAUACGACACUGGCAUCGCUCUGGAGAAGGUGUUCGACUACAGCGAGUACUGGGAGGUCACCAGAGGCCUGUACGCUCCCUUCGACUGCACCGCCACCAUGAAGUCGGGCAACGCCGAUGUCUACGAGAACGAGAUACCCGGAGGACAGUACACCAACCUGCACUUCCAGGCUCAUAGUAUGGGGCUCGGAAAUAAGUUCAAGGAGGUGAAGAAGGCUUACGCUGAAGCAAACAAGCUACUGGGAGACCUCAUUAAGGUGACUCCGUCCUCCAAGAUCGUUGGAGAUCUGGCUCAGUUCAUGGUGCAGAACAACCUGACCAGGGCGGAGGUGGAGGAGCGGGCGGACGAGCUGUCCUUCCCCCAGUCCGUGGUCGAGUUCCUGCAGGGAUACGUCGGAAUACCGCACGGUGGAUUCCCCGAGCCCUUCAGAUCCAAGGUGCUGAAGUCCCUUCCACGUAUCGAAGGUCGUCCCGGCGCCUCUCUGUCACCGAUGGACUUCAAGGCCCUGGAGGACAAACUCCGAGCCGCGCAUGGGGAUGACAUCACCCCGGAGGAUGUGAUGUCAGCAGCCAUGUACCCCAAGGUGUUCCAGGAGUUCAAGGAGUUCACUUCUAACUUUGGCCCGGUGGACUGCCUCAGCACCAGGCUGUUCCUGGAUGGACCCAAGAUUGCAGAGGAGUUUGAGGUGGAGCUGGAGAGAGGGAAGACCCUCCACAUCAAGGCUCUGGCGCUGGGCGACCUGAACAAGGGCGGCCAGAGGGAGGUGUUCUUCGAGCUGAACGGCCAGCUGCGGUCGGUGCUGGUUAAAGACACCGUGGCCAUGAAGGAAAUGAAGUUCCAUCCCAAGGCCCAGAAGUCCAUCAAGGGUCAGGUGGGGGCGCCGAUGCCGGGAAAAGUGCUGGAGGUCAAAGUUAAAGUCGGAUCCAAGGUGGAGAAGGGUCAGCCGCUGUGUGUCCUGUCGGCCAUGAAGAUGGAGACGGUGGUCAACUCCCCCGUGAGCGGGACCGUCAAGGCGGUCCACGUGGAGCCGGAGGCGUCCCUGGAGGGAGACGACCUGAUCCUGGAGAUCGAGGAGUAGAGCGAGGAAGAGAGGGAGAAGGAGGAAGAUGGGGAGGGGAAGGGGGAGGUAGUAGAGCCGGCCCUCGGUUUGUAAAUAUUAACGUUUAGCGAAGCUCUAUGCAUAUCCUGACACCCGACGGAUGUAGAAACAGCUUCACUGAAUAUUUCAGGAGUGAGCUUUUAACUAGACCUGCGAUACAUUCCACUGCAUAGUCUUAACUACAAAGAGUUAACCAAGUGAAACAAUAACAGGGUCACAAAACGCCGACUUGAAAUGAACACUUCCCGCUUCGUCUGACGCCGUUUCCAUAGACCAGACUGACUCGGUUCGGUGUUUGUAGCCAGCAGUGAUCUCAAAAUAUCAUGGGAACAUUCAUCCUCACCUUUUGCAAGAAUUUGAAUCCCUGAAAGUCGCGGUGCAUUCUGGGAAUGUGUAAUCACUGCAAGAGAUUCAUUCACAGAGCACAACGAGGACGGCUAUUCCAACAGAAAACAACCAACAAAUCCUGUUGCUGCAUCAGUAACAGCAUUGGAGCCCCUAAUAAAAUCCGAGUUAUUCGUUUUAAAAUGUCCAAACGGGCCGUUUCAGAACCGCUUCAGCCCAACCUAUCAUAUCGUCUGAGGUCUCUGGUGGCAUAAAACAAGUUUUGCCCUUUUCUCUUUACAGCCAGGAAGCAAUGAGCAGUUUUUAUGGGGAUUUUUAAUGCUUGGUUUAAAUAGGAUUACAGCAUGUCACUGUAAUGGGGUCACAUGUUCUUUUUUUUCCUUACCCCCCUCCCCCUCUAUGAAUAAAUUGUCACUCAAAUGAUGUGAAAUUAGCCGGGCUAAUAGGAGGCCCUGGAGACUCCUGCUUGUCGUUAUAUUUCUGCGGCGUGUGUGUGUGUUUGAAUAAACAAGUCAAAUCUGAGGACGAACUCCAUGAGUCCUCUGCAGCACACCCCCUGAGAUAAAAACCCAUUCAAAUCAGAGAUGAAAUAUUCAUGCUCACACACGCGCCUGCUCAAAAAAUAUUCCUGCUGGCCCCUGUGUGCCGCAGGAAAACAAAGGCAAGCUCUGCAAAGAGGGCGUGUCCCGGUAAAGACAUGGAGAUUAAAUCACAGAAUGAGUCUUAAAGUCGGUCAUUCGGUGUUGAAGCUCGUCCUGGAUGAAUGUUUAAACACCCCUAAAGCACAGCUUGGAAACAAAGUGGUUGCAUAUUUUUCUACUGUUAACAAGUGAAGCAGAGGAAGUUUGAGGAAAGGCAGAAACAUGAAACUGACGCUUCAUUUUGUGCUGAGUCAGCAGACUUUGUGUUUGUUUUAAGCAGAUGAAGACAGGAUGACCGUUCUUGAUUUGUUCCCUCCUCCUCUUCUCCUUACUUCCCCCUCUACCUCAUGUCUUCUCCCAACCAUUUGCUUACAACAUAUUUGCACAUGCAAGACGUCAAUUGAUGCAAUAAAUGUAAACUGUACCGUAACUCUGUCCGUCGCAGCCAGCAGUGGCUCUUUAAUGGCCUCACUCUCAUGAUGUACCCAUAUCUGUGAAAGAAAAAUAAACUGGAGUAAAAGCAAAAUCA
Messenger RNA from Poecilia latipinna (sailfin molly), 3891 nucleotides. It is a transcript of the gene pcxb, whose product is annotated as pyruvate carboxylase b. Gene Ontology annotation, molecular function: pyruvate carboxylase activity. The transcript has 15 exons. The annotation marks the transcript as partial. NCBI's taxonomy places the organism in Eukaryota, Metazoa, Chordata, Actinopteri, Cyprinodontiformes, Poeciliidae. The record is from RefSeq and is a predicted model, not a curated record. Gene Ontology annotation, cellular component: cytoplasm. Gene Ontology annotation, biological process: pyruvate metabolic process; gluconeogenesis.